Messenger RNA from Ctenocephalides felis (cat flea), 1188 nucleotides. RefSeq lists its product as uncharacterized. Bases 81 to 524 code for a protein of 147 amino acids. Lineage: Eukaryota; Metazoa; Arthropoda; Insecta; Siphonaptera; Pulicidae. The record is from RefSeq and is a predicted model, not a curated record. The transcript has 3 exons.
UGUUACACGUUUCGUGGUUUUUCGAAAAAAACACACACACUUUUUUUUCUAAAAGAUAACAUAAAAAAUAAUUUAAGAAAAUGAAAUACACAGCUUUUGUCUUAGUGUCUUUGGCUGUCUUCGGCGCCGUCUUUGCCGAAGAAAAAGCUGAGGAAGAAGUGGUUAAAGUUUACAAACGUCUUAUCCCAGCUGAUGUCUUAAGAGAUUUCCCCGGCAUGUGCUUCGCCAGCACCCGUUGCGCCACCGUUGAGCCCGGCAAGUCCUGGGACUUGGCACCAUUCUGCGGCAAAUCCACCUGCGUCGUAACCGAAGAAAGCCCUGCUCUACUCGAAUUGGUUGAAGACUGCGGACCAUUGCCUUUGGCCAACCCCAAGUGCAAACUGGACACUGAAAAGACCAACAAAACCGCCCCAUUCCCUGGAUGCUGCCCCAAAUUCGUAUGUGAAGAUGGUGCUAAACUCGAAUACCCAGAGUUGCCAAAACCCCAAGAAGAGGCCGCUGACUCAACAACCACCAAGGCUUAAGUCUCUUAAAUAUAUCUGAAUUUUUAAAACAUUUAUUUAAGUUUAGAUAAAAAAAAACUCAUCAUAUAAGAAACAUUCCACCACCAAAAUAGAAGAUAAAAACAAAUGCAAUAUCAUGAAAACAGCUAAAAUUUCCUUUGGAGUGAUGCUAUUCAUAAACCAAAUUGGAUCAUAAUCAACUGUACCUAUAGAAUUAAGUUUAAAAAUAUAUGAUAAGAGAUAUUUCAUGGUGAUAAAUUAUUUUGGAGAUUGAGAAACACAAACUAAGUCUUAAAAACAGUUAAGAUAAUAAUGUCGAAAAAGAACAAAAAAAAAAAUUACAUUAACCGCUUGAUUAUAAGUUUCGUAUUAUUUUGAUUUGAAAAUUUACUCAAAUAUUUUUGCACAAUCUUUUACAUAUAGAUAAUAAUAGCAUGUAUAAAAAGUUUCUAUGAUAAAGAAAUGUAUUAUUACAUGUAAGUUAUAUAAAAAUAUUAAAAAAGCAAUAAAAAAAUUCUUAUAAUUGAUACUUAUUCUACGGUUUUUGAUUUUGAAAAAUUUAAACUUUGUUUUGUAGUUUGCUUUCUUUUAUUUUUUAAACUUAAUGUGUUAUAUAAAUGUAUUUUUUAUAUUAUAUGCUACUAUGUUUUGUUUAAAAAAUAUGCUGUGAUUAAAUUUAAAUAAU